CUCGCUAGAACAUGCACGACGGCAGCGAUCACAGGCGGCGCGCGUUGGAGGCCGAGGGUGAGGCGGCACUGAGGAGGCCUCGGUGACGGGGGGUGCUGCUGGAGCAUCCACGUCGCGGCUACUGCCUGCCUGAUCUCCCAUAUGAGCUUUGUUUUUGCAUGUGGAUUUGGCUUAUUUGAUUCUGCCUCCCCCUUCCAUCUGAUUUGCUUUCAGAUUUCAGUCAUUCCCCUGUUUUCGUUGUAGUUUCUAUUUUCCCCCCUGAUUCAUACUUCAUAGCUGUUGUAGUUAGAUCUGUACCCAUUUCGGCUAGUUCCUUUUUUAUCUAACUUAUUUCCGAGUAGUUUUGUACCUAAAAAUUGCACAAAAUAGAUUAAUCAAUAGCCGCUGACUUGUAUGCCACUCAUUUUAUCUGUAGCCAAAUUUAUUUGUUACGACUUUAUUUUAUUUAUUUUCUUGUUUUAAUAGUUAAUAAAUUUUCUCACUCGAGUGUUUUAUCCAAUAUAUUGCAUUUCCCCAUGGAAUGUAUGCUUUGUUGUUUUGCUGAUUUUUUUCUUCUCUGUUUUUAGCUUCUAGUGUAGUUAGGCCUUUUACUUACCUCUUCUGAUUUGUAUACACAGUUACAUCUCUAAUGAAUAGGAAUUGGUAUUGUAUCUAGUGGGAUUUGCACUGCAUCCCAUCCUUUGUAGAUGCAUUGUGCCAUUUGUUUUGACAGCCUAUGCUGUUUGUUUGGUUUCAGUACUGCAAUAUAGUUUUUAAGAUUUAAAUCAAUGAAGCAUUGGUGGAUGAAUAGCAUUUUCUGAAUUUGUUAGGUACUAUUUGUUUCAAAAUGGUUGGGGCCUAAUGUGAUUGAAAAUUUGGAUCCUAUGCUAGGUAUAAUGCUGUUGUAGAUACUGCUAUUCUUGCUGUCUGUCUGUUUGUCGCUUCUGCUAUCCGUUAGAUGUAAUCAAGUGACAAUGUUCAGUGAGAUUCAUGCUCUGUUCCCUUCUUUAAAUGUGUGGUGCUUUUGCUACCUUUUCCUAUUAGUUUUCCCUUUUACUGUCACCUCAGUUUGUUGUUCAUAUAGGAGCAGACCUGUACACUAGCAAUUUUUUUUGGAAAUAGUACGGAGAUUUCAUUACUUUUGAUGAAUGACAUUAUCUGAACAUGUUUGUUCAUUACUUUUGAUGAAUGGCAUUAUCUGUUGUAGGAUAUCGAUGCAUACCUUGCUGAUUCGCAUCACUGGUCAUUUUGAAAUGUAUGUUACAUGGUUUUGAUGUCUUUUCGUAGGAUUUUUUCUUUAAUAAUUUCUGUUGGUUCUUAAUAUUAGCUUUGUUGCAUCAAAAACGUCCAGAGUAUUCCAGUUUGACUCGUAUUUUGGUAUUAGUUUUAAUUAUUCUUUUUGUGGAUGGCAAGGAAGAGGCCUAAGGAAUUUAUCGACCUUGACAACAGUCAGGAUUCUUAUGGUUUGGACAGUGAAGAUUUGUCUGCUUAUCUAUCUGACAGUGAGAGUAAUGACUUCGAAGAUUCAGAAGUUCACAGCUCUGGGGGCAUUGAAAGCAUCCAAUUUGUUGCUUAUCAACAAGUUUUGAAAAAUUACCAUGAAUUGAAGGUUUUGAAGAGGCAGCUCGCGAAAACUAUAUCUCUUGAGGAGGCAAAGAAGCAAAAAUCUGCUAAAAGGCCCAAAGAAGUUUUUACCAGAUUUUCAGUUUCAAGCUUUUCAUCUAUUUUGGAUGCUCUUACACCUGAAAAUCGUGAAGUCAUUGAAAAUUCUGGGCUGGGAUCUCUUUUGCUUUUCCAAAAGUGCUAUGUGCCUAAUAAGUUUGUGAAGUGGGUAGCUGAGCUAGUGAAUUAUAGAUCAGCUGAUAUAGUUGUUGAUGGCAAAGUUAUCUCUCUUACAAAAGAAUCUGUGCAUUUAGUUCUUGGCCUUCCAAUGGGUGAUAAACAUUUCCCUUCCGAUCCUUCUGGGGGUAAAGCAAUUGUGCUGUCAAUGUUUGAGAAGUAGUCCUUGCCUUCAGUGAAGUUUUUUGCCAACAAAAUUCUAAAGCAUCAAACUCAGUCUGAUGAAGAUUUGAUCAUUUGUUUCAUUCUUGUUGCAAUGAACAGUUUUCUAUGUCCUAAUACUUCAAGUGUCCGUAGCUAUCGAUAUUUUGGUAUUUUUGAGGAUAUUAACAAUCUGAAUCAAUAUGAUUGGUGCGGUUAUAUUCUGGACUGGUUGCUUGAUUGUGUUAAAUCCUUUAAUCGUGGCAAAAGUAUAAGUUCAGGCUUUGGUGGUAGUCUUGGUGGUUGCUUGUACUACCUUGCUGUACUGCACCUAGAUUAUGUUGAUUUUGGAGUUCGCCAAGUCUCAGAUUCUAUUCCACGCAUUACUGUUUGGAAGGAUUCAAUGAUACAGACCUAUGCUCAGCUUGACAUGAAGUCUCCUGGUUCUUAUGGAUAUCACCCCUUACUUGAUGUUUCUCAUACCUGCUAUUCAAAGGAUUUAAGGUUUCUUUACAAUCCAAUGUGUGUCAAUAUAGAUUCUCAUUUUGCUGAGAAUUUGGACCAAUUUUCUGGUCGCAAGCUUCCUGAUUCUUUGAAGGCAAGCAUUUGCAAGCUUAUUCAGAACUACCUCUUCAACUCUGGAGUGUCUGUUAAGCUGGAUGUCAAUCAUGUUAGUGCCAUGCCAGAUUCGCUGAAAUCUGUGUUAUGUAAACUGUUGAAUCAUGUGUAUUCCAUUGAUUCUCGCAUUGAAAAUUUAGUCCUGGAUCUUCUUAAGCUCAUUGCUAAUGCCUACGAAAA
Messenger RNA from Panicum virgatum (switchgrass), 2757 nucleotides. RefSeq lists its product as uncharacterized. The transcript has 6 exons. The record is from RefSeq and is a predicted model, not a curated record. Bases 1385 to 1981 code for a protein of 198 amino acids. Lineage: Eukaryota; Viridiplantae; Streptophyta; Magnoliopsida; Poales; Poaceae.